Molecule: messenger RNA, 4509 nt
Organism: Dicrocoelium dendriticum
Lineage: Eukaryota; Metazoa; Platyhelminthes; Trematoda; Plagiorchiida; Dicrocoeliidae
Source: the annotation of a GenBank genome assembly
CUCCCCAGGUCUAUUCCGACCUACCUACACGUUGGACACGGAAUCCCUCGGAAUCUACGACCGGACGCAUACUAUAGUGCCAAUGGCUGAGUACCUCAGGUCAGCGCUGAGCUAUCUUGCAGGCUCUCCUUCAUGCAAAACGGAGAACGAAUUCGUUGGUAGUAACAUUCUCGUUGGAAACCAGCAUUUGCGAAUAAAACGUGUAGUGGCAGAAGGAGGUUUUGGUGUUGUUUAUGAAGCUCACGAUAGCGUUAAAGGGACGCCUUACGCUCUCAAGAGGAUUUUAUCUCAUGACAAAGACACGAGUAAUCUCAUAAUGCAGGAGAUUGCACUUCUCAAAAGGCUCAGUGGUCAUCCGAACAUUAUGCGCUUUUAUCAUGCGGCUUCUGUUUGCAAGGAAAAAGUGAAGGGUGUUAGCGCUGAAUUCCUCAUCGUAACUGAGUUGUGCCGAGGUGGACCCUUGACCCAUUAUCUGCCAACUCCUCACCAAGAACCUCCGCUCCCUGUCAGUGUUAUUCUACAGAUUGUUUACCAAACCUGUCGAGCAGUGCAGCACAUGCAUAAUCAAUGUCCACCUAUAAUUCACCGUGAUUUGAAGGUUGACAAUUUGCUGUUAUCUGAGGAUUUUAUCAUCAAAUUAUGUGAUUUUGGCAGUGCAAGUACCACUAGCUAUUCCCCAGAUCAUACUUGGAGCUCGCUGCAGAGACUAAGUGUUCAAGAAGAGCUGGAGAGAUUUACAACCCCUAUGUACAGGGCACCUGAAAUGUUAGAUCUCUAUCUGAAUCAUCCUAUCGGCACGGCCUCAGAUAUCUGGGCUUUGGGGUGCAUUCUUUUCUAUUUAACAUGCACCUACCAUCCGUUUGAAGAUUCGGCCAAACUUGCUAUUCUUAAUGCGAACUACCAGUUACCGACAGCGCCGUCUGAUCACACCAUAUUUCAUAACCUGAUACGCCAAAUGCUCCUUAUCAACCCAACUCAACGCCCGAACGUCACUGAAGUCCUUGGUGAACUAUCAGAACUUGCUUCUGUGCGGGAGUUGCGAGUCAGUGGCCCAAUUUCCAUGUUUGCCAAAGUCAGCAAACGACGCGGUCUCUCCACCACCUCUACGGUUAUCAACAAUCCUUGCGCUACCGUCUCCCCUGCUUGUGGUCAUACUCCGAGCGACCCGAAGUUCUCUUCGAGUUUUCCACCCGAAGACAACACGAAAAUUGGUGUCUAUACUUGCAAACCAUCAGUACCUAACAGACCUCUGCUGCCACCGCGGACCGCACCUUCUGUCCCCUCUACCUCACCAAAUGAAGGCACAAAGGAGUCAAAUCCUUCAACUCCCAUUUCCUCAACACAGCAUUCCGCUUCGGAACCGUGUCACAUGCAACACACCACCUCGGGCACCGGGCCGAGCAGCAUGUUUGGUAUGCUGAAAGGUGGGGCCGGGACCUUCAUUAAAAAUCUUCGGGAUGCAUCCAGCAAAGUGUUGGAGACAGUAUCCUCCUCGCUUGCGGCCGAACUGGAUUUUCAGUUGAUCACCUCUCGUAUCGCAGUCAUGUCCAAUCCUUCUGAAGGCGGAAUCGAAGCACUGAGCUCAGGAAAUCCAAUUGAGGAUGUUCAUAAUAUGCUCAACUCUAGAUAUCCAAACUCCUAUGCUGUAUACAAUCUGAGUCCGCGUCCCUAUCGUUCGGAACGCUGGUUCGAUGGUCGUGUUUCACAUCGUGCCCUAGAGCCGCAUCGAGCACCUCCGUUGAAGUCUUUGGUGGAACUUUGCUUGAACGCUAGAUUGUGGUUGAGCCAAAGCCCAAAGAAUAUUUGUGUGGUCCACUGCACAGAUGGGCGUUCCUUGUCCGCAGUGCUCGUGUGCUCUUUGUUGUGCUUUUGCCGUCUGUUCGACAAUGCAUCUCCUGCCCUGCAACUGUUCUCCUCAAAACGUGGUAAUCCGCGAUUGAACGCUUCUCAGGUUAGGUAUAUCGGUUAUGUGGCUCAGAUGGCACAUCAGCGCGGUCCCUCACCGCAUCACCGACCUUUGAAAUUGAUCAGUCUCACUGUGGCUCCCGUCCCUACUUUCAACAAAUCCAAAAAUGGUUGCAGGCCGUACGUGGAGGUUUACGAAGGCAAAUCACAAGUUCUUUCUACGUUUACCGAUUACGAAAGUCUCAAAUCCUAUGUUUUGGAAGACGGAAAAAUAGAAUUCAUGCUCAAUGGCAUUUCUGUGAUGGGCGAUUUAACUGUGAUCAUCUAUCACUGCCGUUCUUCGUUUGCCGGACGUAGCAAAGUUGCGGCGGUGAAAAUUGCUCAAUUUCAGCUUCACACUGGUUACGUGGAGGCAGAUCAGACUGAACUGAUUUACUUUAAGUCGGAUCUUGACCAUCUGGACUCGAGCAGUGGAUUUGGCGGUUUUACCAGCCGCUAUGCGGAAAGCUUCAACGUAACCAUGGAGUUCAUUGUUUCACCUAACGAGCGCCCUCGGCAUGGUAAAAAUCUGGUCUAUCCUUGGGAAAUGCUUCCCCCGAUCGAGUCUCUUCGACCUAGUCUUUGUGUUUCGGACGAUGCGGAGUUGCAGCGUUUACUGGUCGACUUCGGUCGAUUCAAUUUCGCUGCCAUUUCCGAUGCCACGAAAAUCUCCGAUGCAUCCCCACUCCAUCCCACGGGUCCACAGCAAACUUCCGAUCCUGUCGUGACACUCGCUUCCGGAUUACCUCCUAAUGAAGAGCGUGAUAUAUCACGCCCAUCCUCGGUGGACCUCUCGAACACUGUUCAUGAGGUCCAGAAUCAAGACGAUGUGGCACAAACCGCUGAUCAGUUAUCCUCUGUUGUGGAAGACUUACUUGGUUUCCACACCGCCGAAUCGCACCUGUAUCGGGAACCGUCACAAACUAGUCCGGAACCCCCUAUUCUAAUUGAUGUUGCUUCUCAUCCAUCUAAUGUGAAGGUGAAUGCUGCGAAUUUUAAUUUGCCGAGCACUGCUUUCGUGGACGACUUUCUUAACUUGAAUAUGCCCAGUGAGCAAACUCAUUCCGACUGGUCGUCUACGUUUGAUGUCCCCAGAGAAGGAGUUCAUACUACGGAAGCAUCUACCAACCCCUUCAACCUAUUUACCACUACAACAGAUGACAGUUCGCUCAAAUUCACCGGAGCGCCAAAGUCACCAGAAAACCCGGCUGUGCACUUCGAAUCUGCUUUCGACCACCGUCAUCUCAGUGCCAGUGUGAGUGUGACCAAUUUGGCUGCGAGCAAAACCACUCCUUUACAUCCAUCUGCGUCGUACACCUCGCUGUCCUCAACCAACGGGACCCAAACCUUCAAACCCGCUCACACGGAUCCUUUCGUGGAUCUCUUCGAAUUGUUUGGCCAUCAGCCCCAACCAACUGGAACCGUACCUGCAUCUACAAACCAGACUCUAAAUGGCAACUUCACCCCAACUUCGACGGAUACUAACAGCGCGUUCAACUCAGCAACCACGACCAUCCCCCCUCAGUCCUCACGGCCAAAUAUAUUUGGAUCCUCAACGCCCCGCCCUCCAGAUCCCAGUUCUUCCGGAGCUGGCUUCACGACCAGCAGUUCUGGUGCUCGUCCGAAGGUUGGGAAGGACGCUUUCUCCGAUCUGUUGGGUGACUUUGGUUCAGCGUCGAACACGGAGAACGCGGGCCAGCCAAAGACAGUCAACCAAAUGCGCCGGGAGCAGAAAGCAAUCAGUACUGAUCCGGAGGAGUUGAUGGUACAAGAUUGGACUCACGGUAAGGAUCGCAACUUGCGAGCCCUUUUGUGCUCGUUACCAGCAAUUCUUUGGGAAGGUGUCAGAUGGAACCCGGUUGGAAUCACUGAUCUGUUACAUCCAGAUCAAGUUAAGCGCCAGUACCGCAAUGCCGCACGCGCUGUUCACCCAGACAAGUGGAUGAACACAGAAUACGAAAAGCUCGCUCGUAUGAUUUUCGUUGAGCUAAACGACGCGAUGGCCGAAUUCGAAAAAGAUCCCGCUCCGACACUACCGUUCUGAGCAUCCGCUGGACCUGUUUCCACUUUAACUAUUGGAUGGUGUUUCCUCCAUUCAGCUCACUCUGCCCGCCGUUUAGUUCGCUCUGCAUGCAGCGAAUGGAGCCAUUUUGCAGCUGCUUUGAUCGCCUGUGCACAAGUAUACUGUGAUCUUCAUAAGGCAAUUUCCCCUUUCUACGUUACUUCUUGACCUGGCGAGAGUGAAAGUUGUUGUUGUUGUGUAACCUUCCAAACGUCUUUCUACAAUACUAUCGUUUGCGCCCCCCUUCUUACUGGUUAUUUAUGCACCCCAUUUCACUACUAUUCUCGGUGACCAACAACUCCGUGGACUAGUCAGAAGUGUUUAUUAUCGGAUCAUGCAGUUUUAUCAAAACUACUUACCCAACUUUCUUGCCUCACAAGCAGUCUGCUUUAGAGGCUGUUUUCCAUACUGCCGGUGUAUAUAAGCUUGAUUUCCACCUUAUGAAUUACAUUCCAAUCAUUCAUGGCAAUUAUUUUUCAUCUCUCUAAAAUCCAGUCUGUCCA